GUCACUCCCCAGCCGCAUCAUGGGACUUCUUCUCUUAAGUCUCCUUGUACUACAUGCAUGGGCUAUAGAAGGUGACGCAAGGUCGGUGCAGGGACCAAGUCGUCUGAAUACGAAGGCGCUUCGUCUGGCGACUGGCAAGAAGAUAGCCCGCCCCAACAUGCCCCCGGAGGAGACGGGUGUGGACGGGGCGUAUGAGUCGGACAUGAAGCUGACCCCAGAACAGAUGAUGAUGAUCGGCAAUGACGGUCAGCCGGGCGGCUCCCGCUACAGGAGGAAGGCUGUUGCACAGGACCAGUACCUCUGGCCGAACAACAUCGUCGCCUACGAGUUUGAUUCUGAUUUACCAUCCAACUACCGGGACAACAUCCGCCGAGCCAUACACCACUGGGAAGAUCUUACCUGCAUCAGGUUCAGGGAGUACUCCCCUGGACUCGGCGACGAGAGUCGCGUCAAGUUCUACCAGGGUGCGGGGUGCCAGUCGGCCAUAGGACGGAUUGCUGGUGGACAAGAAACAUCUAUCGGCUCCAGAUGUAACACUAUGGGGUCUAUAGCUCACGAGAUAGGCCACGUGUUGGGAUUCUACCACGAGCAGUCCCGCCCUGACAGAGAUGAGCACGUGUCUGUACACAUGGAGAAUGUCACCCCCAAGUUUCAGUACAACUUUAAGAAGUACGGAACCUCCCAGGUCCGCACGGAUGAACCUUACGAUAUCGGCUCAGUAAUGCACUAUGGCUCACUGUAUUACAGCAAGGACGGGAAGUCACCCACUAUUCUGCCCAAGGAGGAUGGCGUGAAGGGCUUCAUGGGACAAAGAGAUGGUCUCAGCUUCAUGGACGUCAAGACCGCCAACGACCUCUACGGCUGUGCAGCACACUGUCCAUCUUCCCUUCACUGUAACAACAUGGGCUUCAUGGGUGCCGACUGUACUUGUAUGUGCCCCUGGGGCUUGACCGGUGACACCUGUGACGAGGUCAUCUCCUCGACAGCACAUUGCGGGGGAGUACUGACCACUCGUGACGGGACCUUCACCACUCCCAACUACCCUAACGGGUACGGCGGCCCCGUGACGUGUCACUGGCUCAUUCUCGGUCCCCCCGGCUCCAGCAUCAAGUUGUGGUUCAACAAGUUUGAGAUGGAGGAUGACGAGGACGCUCCGUGUGGUUAUGACUGGGUGGAAGUUCGCACCCUCGGGCCUCACCUCGUGGGACCCAAGAUGUGUGGAAACGGCCCCUCGACACACUUCGAGCACGACAGCAACGCGCUCUACGUCCGUUUCCAAUCCGACGACUCUUACAACGACUUUUCCGGCUUUGAAGCAGGCUACUCCAUUGAAGGAGGGUCAGUGGGAUGGGGUCCCUGGGCGCCCUGGUCCGCCUGCAGCAAGGCGUGUGGUGGAGGGACAAGGAUCAGACUGAGGACGUGUCAUGUCGCCAAGUGUGUUGGACCCAGCAUGCAACCGGAAGUGUGUAAUACACACACAUGUUGAUAAACUGUGUGAGAGACAAUCGUAAGGUUAUGCCAGGUUUUCAAAGGAGUUGACUGAGGUAAUAUGCCGAGAUUGGCCAGAAGCAGAACCUUGACUUCCCCGUGGCUUAUAUCGAACUGGCAAAGCACAUCUGUAUAUAGAGUUCUUUUCAGUCAUCAUAUAUAUCCUUACCAUGUAAUAAACAGAUAUAUACUUACAA
Molecule: messenger RNA, 1685 nt
Organism: Haliotis rufescens (red abalone)
Lineage: Eukaryota; Metazoa; Mollusca; Gastropoda; Lepetellida; Haliotidae
Product: protein SpAN-like
Exons: 11
Coding region: 20-1486 (488 amino acids)
Biological process (GO): molting cycle, collagen and cuticulin-based cuticle; proteolysis
Molecular function (GO): zinc ion binding; metalloendopeptidase activity
Source: RefSeq, a predicted model, not a curated record